AUGCCUCUUGCCGGGAACGCGACGCUUGAAGAGCAAGACCCCGAGAUCUUCCACCUCAUUGAAGCCGAGAAGAACCGUCAGUGGAAAUGCCUCGAGCUCAUUGCGUCCGAGAACUUCACGUCCCGCGCAGUCAUGGACUGUCUCGGCUCGUGCCUCACGAACAAGUACGCGGAAGGGCUGCCGAACGCGCGCUACUACGGCGGCAACGAAGUGAUCGACAAGAUUGAGAUCCUGUGUCAACAGCGCGCCUUGACGGCCUACGGCCUUGACGCCGACAAGUGGGGCGUCAACGUGCAGCCGUACUCGGGCUCGCCAGCCAACUUUGCCGUCUACACGGCGCUCCUGCGUCCGCACGACCGCAUCAUGGGCCUGGACUUGCCCAGUGGCGGCCACUUGACGCACGGCUUUUACACGUACUCGAAGGCCGAGAAGACGCGCAAAGCCGUGUCCGCCACGUCCGUGUACUUUGAGUCGCUGCCGUACCGCGUGAAUGCUGAGACGGGGCUCAUUGACUUUGACAAGUUGGCGGAACAAGCCGCGCUGUUCAAGCCGGCGAUGAUCGUCUGCGGUGGCAGCGCGUACCCUCGCGACUGGGACUACGCAGCGUUCCGUAAGAUUGCCGACGACAACGGGUCGCUGCUCAUGUGCGACAUGGCGCACUACAGCGGCCUCGUGGUCACGAAGGAGCACAACAGUCCGUUCGAGUACUGCGACAUUGUGACGACGACGACGCACAAGUCGCUCCGUGGCCCGCGCGCCGGCAUGAUCUUCUUUUGCCGCGAUGAGCGCAACUUUGAGACAAAGAUCAACAACGCGGUGUUCCCUGCUCUUCAGGGUGGACCACAUGAACACCAGAUUGCUGGCAUUGCCGCGCAAUUGAAGGAAGUGCAGAGUCCCGAGUUUAAGGCUUAUGUGCAGCAGCUGAAGGCAAAUGCGAAGAUUCUGGCCAAGACGUUGACGGAUCUGGGCUACUCGAUGUGCACAGGCGGCACGGAGAACCACUUGAUUUUGUGGGACUUGCGUCCUCAGGGCGUCACGGGCUCUAAGAUCGAGAAGCUCUGUGACUUGGUGUGUAUCACGCUGAACAAGAACGCUGUGCUGGGAGACCGCAGCGCGCUCACACCAGGUGGGGUGCGCGUCGGCACGCCGGCUCUGACCAGUCGUGGCUUCAAGGAGGCCGACUUUGUGCAGGUGGCCAAUUUCCUCGACCGUGCUGUGAAGCUCUGCAUUGAGAUCCAGGCCACGAGCGGCAAAAAGUUGGUGGACUUUGUCAAAGCUGCUGAAGCGCAUGAGGACGUGAAGCAGCUACGACGCGAUGUGAACGCUUUGGCCACGUCUUUUGAGAUGCCUGGCUUCAAGGUGUCGGAGAUGCGCAACAAGACCAUCGAAGAGUAA
Messenger RNA from Peronospora matthiolae, 1395 nucleotides. The record is from the annotation of a GenBank genome assembly. NCBI's taxonomy places the organism in Eukaryota, Oomycota, Peronosporomycetes, Peronosporales, Peronosporaceae.